AUGCCUUCACCAUCCGCUGUAUCUCUCUCGUAUUCUUGGCCUAAUGGCAAAUCUGUCGAUAAUACUCAAGUCGAUUCCUGGGAAUUGAAAGCCUCUCGUCGAGCACUCAAAAACCUAAAAACUCUGCUAGCUGGUCAGCCAAUGCUUGAUCUCAUCAAGAAUCAAAUAGACGAGGCUGACGCUUACUAUAAAGACAUUAUUGAAAAGUCGAAUGGCGAGUUUAAGGAAUCUCGUAUCGAUCUCAAAGCAAAGGGAAUCACAUUGACUCAAUUCAUGGCAUGGUGGAAAGUGUGGAUGGUAGAGUUACAACAGCCAGACAUUAAGCAACAAGUUUUUAUGGACACAAUGGUACCAGCUCACCCAGAACAUUAUGCGCUUCCUGCAAACAAGGGUGGCAUUGUCGAAACUAUUGGCGAGCACAUUGCGCGAGUUCAUAUUAGACCUUGCGCAAAUCCCCCAGACUUUGUCAAGGCCUAUGGUGAUCCUUCGUAUCAACAUCUCCCAGCCAUUGGCACUCUUGAAGACGGCAGUGUUCUGCUCUAUAUUUUACAAGAAAUCAAAGAUUCUGAAGAAGGCUGCGAUUUCCGCUUGAGGCUCUUGUUCCCUGCCGCUGCCCCUCAAGUAUUCUUUGACGAACAUGCUGAACAUCUUGCUAUUGAGUUUAGAAGCUUCAUCGAUACCGCAUUUAAAUGGAACCAAAAGCACUCUGCUUCUAAGGAUUGA
Mucor velutinosus is the source of this 723-nucleotide messenger RNA. Its product is annotated as Alpha subunit of the F1 sector of mitochondrial F1F0 ATP synthase. The record is from RefSeq and is a predicted model, not a curated record. NCBI's taxonomy places the organism in Eukaryota, Fungi, Mucoromycota, Mucoromycetes, Mucorales, Mucoraceae. The transcript has a single exon. The coding region runs from base 1 to 723 and encodes 240 amino acids.